Molecule: messenger RNA, 1269 nt
Organism: Cryphonectria parasitica EP155
Lineage: Eukaryota; Fungi; Ascomycota; Sordariomycetes; Diaporthales; Cryphonectriaceae
Exons: 2
Coding region: 1-1269 (422 amino acids)
Biological process (GO): malate transmembrane transport
Cellular component (GO): membrane
Molecular function (GO): malate transmembrane transporter activity
Source: RefSeq, a predicted model, not a curated record
AUGGACCCUCAAGUUCGCCAAUUCUCCCCUGAGGAGAAACACAAGGUCGAUCAACAACAUGGCUCCACAGGUGCUGGCGACGUCGAGCUCGCGCCUCGCGUCACCCUCGAGAGAAUUCCCACCUAUCUCCAGCCACCGAUAUCCCUGAGGCAGAGGUUACGGCAUUUCACCUUUGCAUGGUACACAGUCACUAUGUCUACGGGCGGAAUUGCCCUCGCGUUAGGUCUUACACCACAUCGUUUUAGAGGUCUCAAUACGAUUGGCUUGGUCGUCUUCCUGUUUGACCUUGUCUGCUUCGUCAUCAUAUCAGCCUGUCUGCUCCUCAGGUUUGCGCUCUACAAGGACACCUUCCGCAGGACCCUGACACGGCCCAGGGAGGCCCUAUUCGUCUCGACGUUCUUCCUCUCCAUAGCAGCUCUCCUGUCGAAUGCAGAGAAGUAUGGGUCCCUCUUUCUGAGCGAAGAUGCCCAGGACGGGCUUGCGGUGUUCUUGCGGGUUACAUUCUGGCUCUACGUGGUGGUAACAUUCCUCCUCUCCGUGAUCCAGUACCACCUGCUUUUCUCCGUCAAGGAGCAGCGACGCCUGACGGUCAACUCAAUGACACCAGCAUGGAUCCUACCCAUCUUCCCCGUCAUGCUGGCAGGCACCAUCGCCGCCUUCGACUCGCCGACACAGGAACCAGCCCAGGCCCUCGCCAUCAUCUCUACGGGUCUUGCAGCCCAGGGCCUCGGCAUGCUCGUUUCCAUCUUCAUGUACGCCACCUACCUCUCACGCCUCAUGGUCUAUGGCCUGCCGGCGCAGCGGCCAGGCAUGUUUAUUGCGGUCGGCCCGCCGAGCUUCACUUGUGCAGCCCUGGUCGCCAUCGCCGACGACGUGCCGCGCAUCUUUGCCUCAGAGGUCCCUGUUAUCCAGGGCAUGCUCAGGCCCGACAUCCUGGCCAGCGGCGUCCAGCUGGCCGCGCUGUACUGCUCCUUCUUCCUCUGGGGACUGAGCUUCUGGUUCUUUGUCUCUGCUGUUAUGGCCGUUGCCGCGGGCAUGCCUGAUCGCAAGUUUCACCUUAGCUGGUGGAGCUUCGUUUUCCCCAACGUCGGCUUCUGCAUAUCGACCAUCCGCGUCGGCGAGGCGACGGGAAGCGAUGGCCUGCUUUGGUUCAGCACGGUUCAGACCAUCGUGCUGGUGUUAGCCUGGUUUUAUAUCGCAUGGCGAUGCGUCUGGGCUGUGAUCCACAGGGAGAUUGUGUGGCCAGGACACGAUGAGGACUCGGACUGA